Molecule: messenger RNA, 3382 nt
Organism: Galendromus occidentalis (western predatory mite)
Lineage: Eukaryota; Metazoa; Arthropoda; Arachnida; Mesostigmata; Phytoseiidae
Exons: 21
Biological process (GO): carbohydrate metabolic process; nucleotide-sugar metabolic process; ATP generation from poly-ADP-D-ribose
Cellular component (GO): nucleus; cytoplasm
Molecular function (GO): poly(ADP-ribose) glycohydrolase activity
Source: RefSeq, a predicted model, not a curated record
GGUUAUCCAAAUCAGACAGUCCGAACAUCUCGUCGGUGGAAACCCACUUUUUAGAAUGAGCCUCUGGUGAUGCCCGUCACCGAAGUGUCCUCUUGUCCUCUCCCUUGCGGCAGCACCACCCGUCAACUGCCUGGUAGAAUUUCUCUGUCGUCUCCCGCAGAGAUUUCCCAUGGCGUACGUAUUGCUGCCGAGCGAGCUGCCCUUCUGGCCAGAAGUUCUGAGUCAAAUCUCUCUUCUGCGCAAGUCACGUGAUGCCUCCCAAGUCGUGGAUGUCCUCAGGAACAUCUAUCGGAUAUGCAGCGCCGCCAUCGACCAGGACGAGAGGCCACUGGAAGAUGAGAUGCGAUUCGACUUGUGCGAAAGCUUCCUCGAAGAUUACGACGAGUCCUCCGACCUUCUCAAUGUGAUAGUGCCCACGAUUGUGGACCUGGCCAGGAAAAUUAAUGAACUCCGACCGAAGGCCUUCGUUUACUCACUUCAAGCUGAAGAGGGGGACUGGGAAUUGUCCCGUGAAUUUGUUGCAUCCCUGAUGGCACACUCGUUUCUAUCGACGUUUCCAAUGCGCACCUUCAAAAGCCAUCCUACACUCCAGGACUUCAACCGGAGCUCUUCCUAUCGAUUUCUCACUCUGGAUCAGCACAAGCAAGGCUUGACAAAUCUCUUGCGAUACUUCAAGGAGGUGCGAUGCCAAAUGGACGGCGUUCUCCGCGUCAAGAGAAGAAUUCUCCUGCGGGAACCGCCGUUGACGGAAUGGGUAUGUUCACCCCACCAGCUGUGUCCCCUCACCGUACGGCACGUCGCACGCCUUGAAGACGCUGAACUUCACCUCUAUAGAGUGCUUCCAAUAAACGCUGAUCUGGGCGUGCUGAAGACGACCAACUGUGCAGAGAAUCAUUUUCUCUUGGGGUUGCCCGAGUUGUCCGUUCUGCAGUUGUUCGUAGAGGUUCCCAAAAGCAAUGAAGUUCUCGUCGUGGAGGGUAUUAGGCCGUUGAAGGUGUACAAACCUCUGGGUCGGACGCCCGUUGACUCGGGAUUCCUUUCGACCGAAGAAUACCAACUCAAUUCAGCCGGUGAUUGCCAGCUCGGGUUGCUGGAUAAAAUGUCGUUCGGUAAAGAGUUUCUGUACCGUCAGUACCUGGAUGACUCGCUCUUGUUCAAUCUUAAUAAGUGCCUUAACGCAUUCUCUCAGGCGGCGAAGAGGAACAUCAAUGAAGACUUCAGUAGGAGAUCAAGCACGAAACGAUCAGAGCACGAUGUACAUAGUCGUCGAGACUCGGACCCGAGGCAAGCUGAGAGAUCUGUGCGAGAAAACUCCGCUAGCUCUCCGCUGCGAGAAAUCGCAUCGAAUCAGACACGGCCGUCAAUCGAACAAAACGCGAGCUCCGUAGAGAACGUCCUGAGAGACGCAGACGAGGACGAAAUCGAUCCAGAGUCGAAGGAGGUGCUACAGAGACCAGUCGCUCGACAUUUGAUCACGGAAACCCUGCUCCAAACUCAACAACUACUGAAUUCGCCGAAACAUCCAUCGCCUAGACCUCGCAAGAGAGCCGUUAGCACUUCAACCAAAGGCUCUCGCGGAAGUACGGGUGUGGAAGAUUCCGAGACAUUAUUGAGCCGGCCUCUCGGCCAACCUCUAAUUCUUCCGAGGCCCCUCGAGGUUCAUCCCCCGAAGCCAGGUCCCUCGGAGGAGCUCAAGACUGUCUGUAAGACGAAUAUAAUUCCUCUUCUAGGGUAUCAGGACAAGCGGCCUCCGAAUCUCAACAUCAUUGCGCGAACACAGAUACUGUCUACGCCCCCAGUUUCCUCUCCCAGACGCAUUCCAAGUCUUCAAUCAGAGGAUUCUAGAGGCUCAUUCCGCACGGAUUCCGGGGAUCAGGCCAACUUGCCUUUCCGGCCUUCAAAACGGCCCGAUGAGAUGAUUCGUGUUCUAUCGAAGACAUCGAGAGGAUCCUCCUUCAAAACGUCACUUUCAAAACGAUGUAGUUGGCAAGUUUCAGCUGAAGAUGAUUAUUUCACCGCGGAAGAGUCUCCUGACGACGAGGAGGAUCCACCCUCGCUGUCGAAAACGUCACACCUCUUUAGACGAACGCACUGGAGAUCGGCUCGGUCUAGAUCGAGUCGCACAUUUGACUCGGAGUUGAGCAAGCAGUCCUCUUUCGAAGUUGGACCCAUCACGCGACACUUCCAACGAGAAGAUUCCACGGGCAGCGCAGGCUUCGUUUUAGAGCGAUCUUCACGUUUAAGCGAAUCGGAUGUUGCGUCAAGUGCUGGACGACUCUACAGAGACUCGCGGGGUCAAUACCUCAGCGCCGAGCCAAAUUACAAUCGCUUUAAGAAACGUCUGCAGAAGCAGACCUUGAGGAGCUCGAAAUCACGUUCUUUCCAACGAUCUUUUGAGCCACGCAACUCGAGUGACGCAAGCUCCGGGAGCGAUAUGGAGGAUAUCGUCGAGGAUCCUGAGCUCAUCAGUCCACUUCGACCUUUAUCCUCAUUGUUCAGAAGAGCCAAUUCCGAGCCUACGCUGACCUGCAGUCAAAAGAGAAGAAGUCCCUCGGUAGAUACCUUGGUUCGAGAGAAUCGUUCUGCAUCGAGGUAGUCGAUUCUUCCUGCUUUCAAUCGAUCCGAUUUCCCAAGAACGUCUCUGACUUUCCAGUCCUUGAGUGAAAAACUCAAUACGGUGUUUUCCAUUGCCGUCGAGGGUCGUUGGAUUCCCAAAGCGUAUUCCUUCGACGGCGUCAAUCCCAAUCUACCUGUUCCCUUCAAAGCGAAGUUCCGCUUACGGAGGAGGAGGAGUCCCAGCGCGGAAGACGGUAUCGUACGCCACGCACUGACCAAAGAAGACUUCGACUACAUCAAGAGAGUCGCCAGGAAAGAGAAUCGACCGGCGUCAUUGGCGGAUAGUCGAGACUCCUCAAAUAUUCAGGAGCUACAAAGGAAUGAGCUGAAUCAGAAGAUCUCGCCUUCUCUCGCCGAAGGCAGUACACUCCCGGUAGCUUGCACGCUGUGGGCUCCAGGAACUGAAUCAGAUCAUGACGCUCAACUGGAAGCCCUGACUUUGUGGCUCGCGGCUUCGAGUGCUAGCGUGCCUCACCUAGUAAUCUACACUCAUGGAGAGUCGCGAUUACAACACCUCACCGACGUAGCGGCCAAAGCUCUUGAAAGACAAUGGACAUGCGGCGACCUUGCCGGUGAAUUGGUGAGGUUUUGCCGGAAUCGCAUGUCCAUUCAUCGGGGCACGGGACGAGUCUCAGCCGACCUCAACCUCUUCAUGCAAAUAUUGCAACCGAAACCAUCCUAGCUAGACUUGAGGGGUUCAAGGUGUUGGAUUCGGAACAGGGUUGUAUAUGGGGUAUAUUUCUGUUAUGCAAAACAAUGGUGAUGA